GCGGCUAACAACCCAAGAGAAACCGAUACAGGUCCACACUCCCGAGACUGAACCUUCUCUCGUAUGGAUUCUGCUCGAAUCAAAAUUAUCAUUUAAAACCCUCCUUCCGUCUGCCUGAUCAAACUUGUGCAUUUCAGUAAUCUGUUGUUUCUAUGGAUUUUGAUGAGUAUGAAUAUCUGGAGAGAACAGUGGAAGAUCCUGAAUCUCAAAAUUUGAAAGGGAUAGAACAGGGAGGUGAAGACAAUAUUGAAUCAAAAGAGACAGAUGGUAAAAAGGUUUCACAGCACAAACUUUAUGACAGUGACGAUGAAUUGGAAUAUCGAUCUAAACAUUCAAGGUCAGUGGAUGUGUCUCGUGAUCAUAACAAGAAGAGGCGCUCAGCUCAAUAUUCAUCUUCAACAGAAAAUAUUGAUAAGAAUAGGCACAGAAGUAACAGAGAACAUGGGGACAGGGAGGGUGAUAGAAAGGAUAGAGAUAGAAGAGCACGUGAACGUGUGCAUGGAAGAGAGAAAAAGGGGGAAAGGGAACGAGAGAAUUUGAAUCGGAGCAGAACCUACUCAGAAAGACACAGGGACAGACGUGGCAGGGCAAGAAGUCCCGAUAGGGAGAUGAGUAAGGAUAGGGAGUAUAAAGAAAAGAAUACAGGAAGUGAAUUAAGAGAAAGAGAUCGACAGGGAAGGAGAUAUAGGGAGAAAAAGGAAGAAGUGUCUGAACUAGAGGUUGAUCCUGAACGAGAUCAACGAACAGUUUUUGCAUAUCAGCUCCAUUUGAAGGCAGAUGAAAAAGAUGUCUAUGAUUUUUUCUGUAAAGCUGGAAAGGUUAGGGAUGUACGUCUAAUAAUGGACCGCAUCACUGGGCGCUCCAAGGGUGUUGGUUACAUUGAAUUUUAUGAUGUCAUGUCAGUCCCCAUGGCAAUAGCACUGUCUGGGCAGCCACUUCUUGGGCUACCAGUGAUGGUUAAACCAUCAGAAGCUGAGAAGAACCUUGUUCAGUCCAGUGCAUCCACAACUACAGGGGAAGGUGCAGCGGGUGCUAGAAAACUAUAUGUUGGCAAUCUGCAUUUCAGUCUGAAGGAGGACCAGCUUCAUCAGGUGUUUGAGCCUUUUGGUGAUAUUGAACUAGUGCAUAUGCCUAUUGACUCUGUGACUGGACUUUGCAAAGGUUUUGGUUUUGUUCAAUUUGCCCGCCUAGAAGAUGCUAGAGCUGCAACAAGUUUAGAUGGAAAACUGGAAAUUGCAGGUCAAGUAAUUAAGGUCUCAGCUGUUACAGAUCAAACUGGAAUGGCAGAUGUUGGUUCAAAUGCUGGUGAUUUGGAUGGUGAUGAAGCUGGUGGCUUGUCUUUGGACGCACACUCUCGAGUACUUCUCAUGAGGAAACUAGAUCACACUGGUACCACAAUGAGCAUCAGUGGUGUGGUUGAUCUUCUUAAUGGAUCUGAUCCUCCACCAAGUGCAUCAAAUCUUGGUCUCUUUCCUGCAGGUUCUCUCCUUAUCCCUCCUCUUGCACAGGCUCCUAUUUCUGCAGUUGCAGAGUUGCCUAGUUCAGUUGCCUCCAUUCCUGCGGUUACUCUCUCUAUGAUCAUUGGUGUUCCCAGUGAAUGUUUAUUGCUUAAGAAUAUGUUUGAUCCAAAGCUGGAGAGAGAACCAAACUUUGAUCUGGAUAUUAAAGAAGAUGUUGAAGAUGAAUGUUUGAAGUUUGGUACAUUAAAGCAUAUCUAUGUGGACAAGAAUAGUUCUGGCUUUGUGUACUUGCGGUUUGAAAAUACUCAAGCAGCUAUGAAUGCUCAACGUGCACUCCAUGGGAGGUGGUUUGCUGGGAAAAUGAUUACUGCAACAUAUAUGGAUCUCCAGAGUUAUGAAGCUAAGUUUCCUGAGAGCAGAUAAAGGUUGAAGAUGCAAAUCCUACUAAUAUUGCUGAUUGCUUCACUGAUAGAAACAUCAAGUUAUUUAGUUAUGCCCGUUACCACUUAUGUUGUGCUCGGAUAACAAAUGAAAUCUGUCUUUUGAUGAUACAACGCUAAAUAAACUUCAGAAACAUUAAAUGGUUGCUAGCAAUUCUUAUGUAGUUGCUAUCGUUGUUUGUUAUUGUGGGCUACAUGUGCUGGAGCAUGGUAAAAUGGCUCAUUUGGCAACAGUGGUCAGUUUGUAUAGCUUUAUUGCUUCUUGUUGCUGAAAUGAACAGGUUAACAAUGUUAUAAUGUAAAGACUAUUAUUUUUAUUUGUCA
This is a messenger RNA of Ipomoea nil (Japanese morning glory), 2224 nucleotides long. Its product is annotated as RNA-binding protein 39-like. NCBI's taxonomy places the organism in Eukaryota, Viridiplantae, Streptophyta, Magnoliopsida, Solanales, Convolvulaceae. The record is from RefSeq and is a predicted model, not a curated record. The coding region runs from base 153 to 1883 and encodes 576 amino acids. Gene Ontology annotation, biological process: mRNA processing. Gene Ontology annotation, molecular function: RNA binding. The transcript is spliced from 14 exons. Gene Ontology annotation, cellular component: nucleus.